CCGGCACCAUGGCCUCCACUCCACAUGGUUCAUGGCAUCAAUAAGCAGGGGCGUAAGCCAACCUCGCGAAGAUGCCCGCCUCUCCCCGAUCGUGAAGGGCCGGCCGGAUAGAUUACUGCGAUAGUUAUAUAUCUGGCUCGUGUGUAUAUAAAGGCCGGCACUGGCCUUCCAGUUCUCCCAUCCAUUGCCAUUGUCAUCCAUCUCUCGUGUGAGCAGCAAUGGGUUUCGUUCACAAGGGUGGGGUUUGGUGCUUCCUCCUGCUCGCCGGGGUGCUGCUGGCUGCGGCGGCGGCAGGCGCGGAGCAGGACGAUGGGGCGGUGGUCACUGCCGCCCCGGAGGUGGAGGAGGAGGUCGGCCGGCGCGUUGAUGGUCAGGGCAACGACUCGUGCGACAUCAAGUGCCAACACCACCAAGUUCCGGCGAGGAAAAAGCAGUGCGUGGACGAGUGCCACAGUCGGGAGCAUCAUCACCCCAGCAGAGCGUCUUGCGAGACGAAGUGUAGCCUCUGGCAAGACCCGACGAGGAAGGAGCAGUGCGUGCAACAGUGCAUGCGCCGCGGCCUCAGCGUCGAUGUGGGCGGCAGCAACGGCGUCAACGAGCACCCCCACGCCCAGGAGGAGGAGCCCGGUCGGCGCAGCAACGACAUGUGCGACAAGAAGUGCCAACACCACCAAGUUCCGGCCAGGAAAAAGCAGUGCGUCGACGAGUGCCACAGCCGGGAGCAUCGUCCCCCAAGCAGAAAGUCUUGCGAGACCAAGUGUAGCCACUGGGUAGACCCGACGAGGAAGGAGCAGUGCGUGCAAUACUGCAUGCGCUACGGCCUCAGCCUCAAUGCCGGCGGCAGCAACGCCGUCGACGAGCGCCCCCACGCCCAAGAGGAGGAGGUCGCCCGGCGUGCGUGCGACUGGGAGUGCCGCCUGUCCUGCCAGACGAAGUGUAAAAACUGGAAAGAUCGGACCAAGCACCAAGAGUGCGUGCGACAGUGCAUCCGCGGCAGCAACAGCGCCGUCGACGAGCAACUCCGCGGCUGGGAAGCGGUGGCCGGAGCCAUCAUCGAGGCGGUGUGA
Triticum aestivum (bread wheat) is the source of this 1067-nucleotide messenger RNA. Its product is annotated as antimicrobial peptides. Gene Ontology annotation, biological process: defense response to fungus. The record is from RefSeq and is a predicted model, not a curated record. The coding region runs from base 219 to 1067 and encodes 282 amino acids. The transcript has 2 exons. Lineage: Eukaryota; Viridiplantae; Streptophyta; Magnoliopsida; Poales; Poaceae.